GGCCGGCGGGGCGGGGCAGAGGCAGUCCCGCCCCCGGUCGCCUCGGAAACGCGGUGCGGAUACGCCAGCGGGAGAGGCGGCCGGAGAGCAGUUCCGCUCCGAGGGCGGAAGUGCGCGCCCGGGUUUCGGCCGCUGACCAGCCAGCAACAUGGUGGCUCCCGUACUGGAGACCUCUCACGUGUUUUGCUGCCCGAACCGGGUGCGGGGAGCCCUGAGCUGGAGCUCCGGGCCCGGAGGACUUCUGGCCUUCGGCACGUCCUGUUCCGUGGUGCUCUAUGACCCUCAGAAAAGGGUUGUUAUUACCAACCUGAAUGGGCACACUGCUCGAGUCAAUUGCGUACAGUGGAUUUGUAAACAGGAUGGUUCUCCUUCUACUGAGUUAGUUUCUGGAGGAUCUGAUAAUCAAGUGAUUCACUGGGAAAUAGAGAAUAAUCAGCUUUUAAAAGCAGUCCAUCUCCAAGGCCACGAAGGACCCGUUUAUGCAGUGCAUGCUGCUUACCAGAGGAGGGCGUUGCACACUCUGCUAGUGUCCGCAGCUGCCGACUCCACUGUUCGAGUCUGGUGUAAACAGGGUUCUGAAGUAACAUGCCUUCAGACCUUGAACUUUGGAAAUGGAUUCACCCUGGCUCUCUGCUUUUCUUUUUUGCCUAAUACUGAUGUGCCAGUAUUAGCCUGUGGCGAUGAUGACUGCAAAAUUCACUUACUUGUUCAACAAAACGAUCAGUUUCAGAAAGUACUGUUUCUCUCUGGACAUGAGGAUUGGAUAAGAGGUGUCGAAUGGGCAGCCUUUGGUAGAGAUCUUUUCCUAGCAAGCUGUUCACAAGAUUGCCUGAUACGAAUAUGGAGGCUGAAUAUAAAAUCAACAUCUUUGGAAACUCAGGAAGAUGAUAAUAUAAGACUGAAAGAAAAUACUUUUACUAUAGAAAAUGAAAGUAUUAAAAUAACAUUUGCGGUUACUCUGGAGACCGUGCUGGCUGGUCACGAAAACUGGGUAAAUGCAGUUCAUUGGCAGCCUUCAUUUUACAAAGAUGGUGUUUUACAACAGCCAAUGAGAUUAUUGUCUGCCUCAAUGGAUAAAACCAUGAUUCUCUGGGCUCCAGAUGAAGAGUCAGGAGUUUGGCUAGAACAGGUUCGAGUAGGAGAAGUCGGCGGCAAUACUCUGGGAUUUUACGAUUGCCAGUUCAGUGAGGAUGGCUCCAUGAUCAUCGCUCAUGCUUUCCACGGAGCACUGCACCUUUGGAAACAGAAUUCCACUAACCCAAAAGAGUGGACUCCAGAGAUUGUUAUUUCAGGACAUUUUGAUGGUGUCCAAGACCUAAAGUGGGACCCAGAAGGAGAAUUUAUCAUCACCGUUGGUACUGACCAGACAACUCGACUUUUUGCUCCGUGGAAGAGGAAAGACCAGUCACAGGUGACUUGGCAUGAAAUUGCAAGGCCCCAGAUACACGGAUAUGACCUGAAAUGUUUGGCAAUGAUCAACAGGUUUCAGUUUGUAUCUGGAGCCGAUGAAAAAGUUCUUCGAGUAUUUUCUGCACCUCGAAAUUUUGUGGAAAAUUUUUGUGCCAUUACGGGCCAGUCACUGAAUCAUGUGCUUUGUAAUCAAGAUGGUGAUCUUCCAGAAGGAGCUACUGUCCCUGCUUUGGGAUUAUCAAAUAAAGCCGUCUUUCAGGGAGAUAUAGCUUCUCAGCCUUCUGAUGAAGAGGAGCUGUUAACUAGUACUGGUUUCGAGUAUCACCAGGUGGCCUUUCAACCCUCUAUACUUACCGAACCUCCCACUGAGGACCAUCUUCUGCAAAAUACUUUGUGGCCUGAAGUUCAAAAACUAUAUGGACAUGGUUAUGAAAUAUUUUGUGUUGCUUGUAGCAAUUCAAAGACUCUGCUUGCCUCAGCUUGUAAGGCAGCUAAGAAAGAGCAUGCAGCCAUCAUUCUGUGGAACACUACAUCUUGGAAGCAGGUGCAGAGUUUAGUUUUCCACAGUCUGACUGUCACGCAGAUGGCCUUCUCUCCUGACGACAAGUUCUUAUUAGCCGUUUCCAGAGAUCGGACCUGGUCCCUGUGGAAAAGGCAGGACACAAUCCCACCCGAGUUAGACCCAGUUUUCAGUCUCUUUGCCUUCACCAACAAAAUCACUGCUGUGCACAGUAGAAUCAUUUGGUCUUGUGAUUGGAGUCCUGAUGGCAGGUAUUUCUUCACUGGAAGUCGGGACAAAAAGGUGGUUGCUUGGGGCGAGUGCGACUCCAGCGACGACUGCCCUGAGCACAGCAUCGGCCCCUGCUCCUCUGUCCUGGACGUGGGUGGAGCUGUGACGGCCGUCAGCGUCUGCCCGGUGCUUAACCCUUCCCGACGAUACGUUGUUGCAGUAGGAUUAGAGUGUGGAAAGAUUUGUUUAUACUCCUGGAAAAAGACUGAUCAGGUUCCAGAAAUAAAUGACUGGACCCACUGUGUAGAAACAAGUCAAAGCCAAAGUCAUACACUUGCUGUCAAAAAGUUAUGCUGGAAGAAUUGUAAUGGACAGACUGAACAGAAUGAAGCAGAAGGCGCUGAAUGGUUACACUUUGCAAGUUGUGGUGAGGAUCACACUGUGAAGAUACACAGAGUUAACAGGUGUGCGCUCUAGUGGACUUAACUACAAGCAUAUACUCGGUGUCAUAAAGUAUUUAUUAUGUAAAUAGAUGACUUUUCUUUACCUCAUAAUUUCUUCAAGUUUCAUUCUUAAGUCCUAUCGCAGCCGUCCUUUUUUGGGCACAGGCCCUUUGAAAUCUGGUGAAAGCUACAGACUCUUUUCUUAAAAUUUUUGUAUAUGCACACACCCUCACAACCUGGCCCAUCCUUUCAGGGAUUCAGACCUGCAUCUGUGUGUCCCAGUUUGAGAGCCUCUGUUCUUUUUUUCUUCAAGACCAAAUAUGCCUAAUUCUGUGUUAUUUUGGGCCUUCUGUUUUCACAUGCUCCUCUUUGGGACAUAUGAUUGUCUAUUACUGUCCUCUGAGGGAGGACAGAGAAAAUAAAAAGAGAUAAAACCCA
Molecule: messenger RNA, 3021 nt
Organism: Vicugna pacos (alpaca)
Lineage: Eukaryota; Metazoa; Chordata; Mammalia; Artiodactyla; Camelidae
Gene: ELP2
Product: elongator acetyltransferase complex subunit 2
Biological process (GO): tRNA wobble uridine modification
Cellular component (GO): elongator holoenzyme complex
Molecular function (GO): protein binding
Source: RefSeq, a predicted model, not a curated record